This is a messenger RNA of Epinephelus moara (kelp grouper), 303 nucleotides long. Its product is annotated as small integral membrane protein 36-like. The record is from RefSeq and is a predicted model, not a curated record. The coding region runs from base 1 to 303 and encodes 100 amino acids. NCBI's taxonomy places the organism in Eukaryota, Metazoa, Chordata, Actinopteri, Perciformes, Serranidae. The transcript has a single exon.
AUGGGCUUUCUGGAAAACUACCAGGAGAUCGACCCUGUCACUUUGAACCUUUGCAUCCUCAUUGCCAGCUACGUUAUCUUGCUCCUGGUCUUCCUGAUAUCGUGUAUUAUGUAUGACUGUCGGGGCAAAGAUCCAACCAAGGAGUAUGCCCCGGACCCGCAGCCGACUCAGUCUCCCAUUAGGCUGGUGGUGAUGCAGAGCUCUCCAGCUCCGGUGGGACGGUGGGAUACGGCAAAUAUGAUCACGACCUACCACGAGCCAACGCACUCAGACUUCAGGGAGAAGAAGAGCACGAUGGUCUGA